ACAAUUUUCAUGCAUGUUCAACUUGGGAAUAUUACAAAUUCCCUUUUCUUGAUUUCCAUAUUGUUCUGUUUUUUAUUUUUUGGUGUGUAAAUAAGAAGUUUGUCUCUUGUUAUAGACUUUAUUCUUGUCUUCCAAGUGAGGAAAACAGAAAGAAAGAGAAAAGCACCAAUUCUUGAAAGUGUUUCCUUAUUCUAUUUGCUUUCUAUCUUUAACAAGAAAAUUUCAGCAUCAUAUCUCACUUGUUUUGUUUUUCUCAAUUCUUGAUCAUUUGUUUCUCUGAAUUGUAAUGAUUUCCCCUACUACUUUCCCUUAUACCAAAAAAACAAAGAAAUGGACAGAAUCAACUCAAAGCUCUACUUGCAAAACUGCUACAUAAUGGCUGAAAAUGAAAGGCUAAGGAAAAAAGCUGAGGUAUUGAAUCAAGAAAAUCAACAACUUUUGAAUGAACUCAAACAUAGGCUUUCACAAGCUGGUCCUAGCAACAACAACGACAAUGGAAUUCCUGAUCUCAAUCUCACUAAUUGCUCUUCAUCCAAGAAUGCUUCAUCAAAAUCCAAGAAGAAGUGAAGAAAAACAAAUUUGCCUUUGAAAAAAAAAAUCAAGAACGGGUCCUACCUAGUCAUUGAAAUAGUAUUAUGGUUUUUCUUUAUUUAUUUUAUUUUGGGGGUGUUACAUAUUAUUAGUAGUACAAUAGUAAGGUCAAAUAGUUGGAAGUUAUGGUUGUUUGUGGGGGGGUUGGUAUUUUGCAGGUUUAGUUAAAUGGUAGGGGAAUAGGUAGGAGGAAGGAAUAUAUGUUUUUCUUGUUUUAUUUUUGGUUCCUUUUUUGUAUGGGUUAGUUCUAUUUUGGAGCUGAAAAGUUGUAAUCAAAUCUGUUUAGCUACAAAAAAUAUAAUAGUAUAUGGUUCCUUUA
This is a messenger RNA of Lycium barbarum (goji berry), 910 nucleotides long. RefSeq names its product protein LITTLE ZIPPER 3. The record is from RefSeq and is a predicted model, not a curated record. NCBI's taxonomy places the organism in Eukaryota, Viridiplantae, Streptophyta, Magnoliopsida, Solanales, Solanaceae. Bases 331 to 567 code for a protein of 78 amino acids. The transcript is spliced from 2 exons.